GUCAAAACAACUGGCGACAACACCCAUAACAAUGUGCUCUAUAUUAUUAGUAGGAUAAUUAUAUUAUUUCGAUAACAUUCCAUUGUGAUUAAUCAGGGUAACACUUGAACAAUGAACCCCAAUAUGCGGCAACCUGGAUUUCCACCCCAGGGACACAUGCCCAUGAACAGUCAUGGUAUGAUGAUGUCGCACACAAACAUGAUUUCAUCACAGAUGCCAUCCCAAUCGUUCAUGGGAAAUCCUCAGGUGGCAGGAGUGCGAAUGCCUCCAAUGGCAGCCCCACCACCGUAUAACCAGGCCGUAUCACAGAGUGCGCAAAACUAUGUGCGGCCCCAGGUGCCUGGUGCAGUUAGAGCUCCCAGUCAGGUCAACCAUGGUCGACCCAAGCCACCCACAGAAAAAGAGAAAUACUUCCUUCAACAGCAAGCCAAACUCAAGCAGUUUGGGAAGAGCAGCGGCACCAGGAGUUCUCUGGAUCCUGCACAACUGGUGGAUUCUGUGUUUGGGCCUAGUCCAAGUACCAAGUCAGCGACACCUAGGCAGCAGGCACCAGCACCAGUAAACAGUUCUUCAUUGGUCAGUGAAGAUGAUGGGUUUGGUGACUUUCUGGGAGGAACCACUUCCUCGAUAGCUAUUGAUCUCUCGGUGAAUCUUGCCCUUGGUCACCUUGGUAGCAUAGUCCAGAGUACUACCGCUGUGGUAGGGUCGGCAGGGGUUUCUCAUGCUUCCUCAGCCCCUCAGACUAACACGCCAGCAAGUGUCGGACACACCUUAUCCAACAACACUACUAGUCCAACGAACAAGACACCUCCCAAAGAUAUAAAGGAGAUGAUGCUGGAAAGUUGUGACCUCAGUGCACCGGCGCGCACCCAGGGCUUUGUGAAGCGUACCCUCAAGGAGAUUGACCCCACUGUGUUGCCCCACACUGGUCCCCAUGUCCACCACGCCAGCAGCAAUGCACGCACCUGGAAUGAUAGCGAGGAACUCACGCAGCUUUUCUCCUCAGAGGAAAUAAAGCAAACCCAUGCUGCCAAGAAGGUGGUGAAGGGGCAGACAGCGCGACAACGAAGGCUGAGUAAGCCGCCAGCAUGGCUAACAGACACACACUACCAGCAUCCCAUCUACAGACAGGUGCUAGAGGCAUGCCUCGUGGAUGGGAAGGUGAACACUGAGCGUUUAUACCCAAUUCUGAUGCUGAGCGGCCUACAGAAAGAUGUCCUGGGUCGACUGUGGUCCCUCUGUAACAUGGCCAGCCCCGGGCAGCUCACCCUGCUCGAACUCACACAGCUGCUGGCAGUCAUUGCCCUUACGCAGAAAAACUACCUAGUAGAGACAGUGGAAGUGUUGAACCACAUUCCUCAGUGUCCUGUACCAGUACUGCAUCCUUCUGGUUCCCAGUUCACUGCUGCAACUCAAAGUGUGCCAGAAACCAGUGAUGUAUGCCAGCCUGGCCCUCAGGGAACCAUUGCACCACAAAGUGGGUCUUCAGUGGGAACAAGCCAGAUUAAUCAUGUAACAGGUUAUGGCAAUAACCCAAGUUUGAUUGGAUCUGGUAGUUUUUACUCUUCUGUGCCAGGGCUUGACACAAGUCUAAGUUCUUCAGUGGUAUUUCAAUUGCCAGCCCAGCCAUUUGCAGGCUUAUCAACAGGAAUCCCCUCUGGCUUUCAUUCCAACAUGUCUGGAUCAUCUCCAGCUACCCUGUCCGUCACUCAGCUACCGUCAGGUGGUGUUAACCAGAAAGUUAGCAGUCUGGUCAACAACGAUGUUGAUGACGAUGAUGACUUUGCUGAUUUUCAAGCUGCGGUCCCUACAGUAACCUCCACUGCACGUCCUGCGACAUCCUCUUAUGUAGCAGUCCAGACCCCAGCCUCCGUGCUGCAAGCUCAAAAAUCACAAGCUAGUGCUUCAUCAGGCAUGUUACCAAGCAAGAAUUCCCCAGUGACCACAGACCUGACAGGCCCUAGAAGCCAUGGCUCCACAGUAGAAAGCUUCUUUGGCAGUGAUGAUUCCUCAGAAACUGCCAGUCCAGAUGAUGACUAUUUUGAUGGGUACCGGUCAGCAGACAGCAAGCCCUCCGACAGCACCUUCAGUACGGACCAAUCAGACACGGACGACUUCAAGAACUUUGACAAUUACCUCGAUGAAUUCCAGCAGAGGAAAGAUGUGCGGGACAUCGACAGUCCUUUACAUCGCCCCAUCUCAAGGUCAACAGUCAAACCAGCUCCACCACCUGCUAGUGUGACUAAUGUGACACCGCCAAAGAUUGCAAUGGUACCCUUGCCAGUUAAAGUAAGUUUGGGAAAGUUUCAGUCUGGUUCCCAGAUCAUUGGCGCAAGCAGUCCAAAUGUAAUGCCCACAGAGCACAAAGCUGCAGCAGACAACAUAGAUGAGUUUGCUGAUUAUCAUUCUGCCCCUGCCAUCCCAUCAGAUCUUAAGUUGAAACAAAAGUCAGUUUCUGCAAAUGACCUGAUUGGUGAUGAAGAUAAGUAUGCGGCUCUGAGAAGCCUGGAGUUUGCUGCUGAAGUUCCAGCAACAACAGGUUCAGUUCUUACUGAGACAGGUGGUGACAAUGCUGAUGAUGAUUGGGCAGAUUUUGAGGCCAGUGCUCAGCCUAGCUCUGUUUCAAAAAGUGGAGUAUUGAGUUUAGACAAUGUAGACCUACUGUUUCAAUCUUCUGACAUUAUUGUUAGUGGAAGCAGUGUGCCCGCCAUUUUGAGUAUUCAAAAUAUUGCUCCCUCUUUUGUUGGUGUAACAGACAAUGAAAAAGAUGAUGAUGGUGAUUGGGCAGAUUUCCAAGACUUUAGUGCAGGUGGAAAUAUGUCAGCAGAAAAUCCAAAAGCCGCUGUAACAGCACCUAAUAUGGGUCUUGUCAGUGUAAAGAAUGACUCCUUGAAGCCUGAUGAGAUUUUGGGACUUUUCAAAAUGAAGUCUGACCCUCCUUCAGCUGUAAAGAGUAGAGAUGAUGAAUUUGUGCCAGAAAUAAAAGUAAAUAGUCAGAAACCAACUUCUGCAUUUAAAGAUCAUUUGCAUGGCAUACCUAAAUCGAAUAGCACUCCAAAUAGUUUCGGAAUGGAUACUGCUUCUAUUUUAAAAGAGAAAUACGAUGAAAAUACAUGUAGCCCGCCUCCUGUGGAUAACUUUGUGGAUGAAGAGCAUGAUGAAUAUUCAAGGGGAUUUGAUUUUGAUGAUUUUGUGAGACCAAAGACCCCUGAGAAGAAGAAAGUGUAUGGGAUAUACGGUGUUAACCCCUGCUUUGUGGUGGAGGGACAUAAGAAGAGUGAGGAGCUUACUAAGAGCAAAUCGGCUGACAAUGUGACAAGUAAAUCUAAUGAACCCAGCUUACAUAACGACUCAGAUAACGACAGUGAUAGUGUUGCAUCCAAGGAUCUGGACAUGUUCAAAGGAAAGCUGGGAGUGAUACGAAGUGCUGAGGACUCAAGCUCUGUUGCAAGCUUGGAUUUUGUGAUAAACAAGACCAUACAACAUGUGAAAGAUGAAGAUGCCCAUUCACAGUCUAGCAGCGAUUUUAAUUCGUUUGAUGGAGGACUGGAGAUGCACAUUCCGGAGUCGAAAUCAAUGGACAGUCUGGACUUCAAGAGGGAUGAGAGUGACGGGCAGGACAGUGGCAGUUUGAACUGGGACUCGGCUCAGAAAGAUCAGUUCAAUACCAGAACUGAAGACACAAAAAGACUCCAUGAAAUCCACACAGUUGAUGAUGAAGCAGCCUUGUACAGUGGUGUACCUGUACUAGGAGACAGAUACAGCGCAAUCAUGGCAUCAGAACACACUUAUUGUUGCCAGGCGAGUGACAAGCCAUGUGUGGAGUGGGGGCGGUGUCUGGAGAGCUGUUUACAGAUGAUCCAGCAGGCCAACGCAGUCUUUCACGCCAUCAGCAGCCCUGACGUGUGUGCAGAGGUCAUACAGUCCCAGCAGGGAUCACAGUACAUUGAAGGGGUUAUUGAAAUAUACAGAGUGGUUUGCAAAAUCUCCCAUUCUAUGAAUAAAACAGGUAUUAUCAGUGACACAUUGUUAAGGGCACUGAAGGAGAUAGACCUGGCAUGGAACAAUUUGACUGCCUUUCUGGUUGGAGGAUCUGUCAUGCCGGAGAGCUCCAGUCUGGACUUCAGUGAUUGGUUUGACAAGCCGGCUCCCUGCGGACUUUGUCUGCUAAGUGUGGAAAAGACUGCUAACGGGAAACCAGCUAAGCUGCUUUAUGGGAGGAACCAGUACCACACUUCCUGUGCCAACUUCUGGAUCAAUUGUGUUGACUCGUGCCUGCCUGCACUGGAGAUUCCAUAACUACUUUGAUAACAAGCACAUGUCAAACAUAGACCAAUCUUGGAUGUAAUUAUGGAACAUUCAUUUGAGAUGAAGAAGAACUAAAAUAAACCACAUAUCCUAAAACUUCACCAUUUCAAAUCACAGCAACAACCUUAAGACUAAUUUGCAUGUAAAGUUUAGCAUUUAAAUAAGGAAUUCUCCUAAAGGUGGGAAAGUUAUUUCCUAAAAAGAACUGUGGUAGCUUUUAUGCAUUCAAACUGCAUGGAUCUUCGAAAGAUUACCUAUUUUUUUUGUUUUUGUAUGCCCCAGUCUCACAUUUGUUUUCUAUUGUCUGUAUGAGAUGAACCCAAAAUGACACAUUUAAUUUAAAAUCAAUGAGCCUUGUACUGAGAAAACUGGGCUUAAUGCAUCUGCGUAAAGUGUCAUCCCAGAUUAGCCUGUGCAGUCCA
Molecule: messenger RNA, 4730 nt
Organism: Dreissena polymorpha
Lineage: Eukaryota; Metazoa; Mollusca; Bivalvia; Myida; Dreissenidae
Product: synergin gamma-like
Exons: 16
Coding region: 112-4299 (1395 amino acids)
Cellular component (GO): clathrin coat of trans-Golgi network vesicle
Molecular function (GO): protein binding
Source: RefSeq, a predicted model, not a curated record